ACACCCAAUCAGAAAUGACAGGUUUGAGAAAAUUAAAAAAAAAAGGUUAAAAGUUUAAAAGACAACGCACUUAUAAUAGUUACAUAUACAGACCCGUUGUGAUAACCGUCCGCCAACAUACAACAGACUACAAAAUGGCAGACGGUAAGAAGACAUAUUACCACCACACAACUAAGGACGGAGCCGCACAAAUAUUACAGUCAGGGUACAUCAAGCAAUCAACUGAUACGAAAACAGAUGCUGCGUAUGGACCCGGUACCUACCUUACCAGAAUGGGCCCAGACAAGUCCCAGAGUGAUAUAGCAAAGAAUAACUACGACGGACUCAACAAUCAAUUCGCAGAUAAAAUGCUGAGGGAUGGUAAAACAGACGUUACCAUAGCCAUUGAUCUGCCCAGCACUAAGGUUACCAAGGCGGAGUCAGACCGCGACAUUUAUGUGUCGCCGGGAGAUGUUACCAUAGAGGACAAAAAUCCAAGGGUUUAUGUGAGGGGUGACGAUGGAAAGGCUCAGGAGUUCAAACCCAAGAGAAAAUGAAACCCGCGAGUACUGGUACACAUGAUUCGUUCGUGUUUGCUUUGAAUUAGAUGCUAUUUUUUUCUCUCUAAAAUCUAUGUAAAAAAUGAAAUCUUGAAAUCUGAAAGGCGAACAUUGUUUUCUAAUGAAGCAAAAGUGUGGAAAGAAGCCUAAUUCUUAAAGCUUAAUUCGACUCAAGCUUUACGAGGACAGUUAUAUUAACAAGUGUAAUUUGAUGGUUUAACAGGAACAACAUAGAUAACAUGACAAUGUAAACUUAAUAUUAAAUCAAACAGAACACAGGCCUGUCUUCCUUUUUUUUAAUGACUUAUUGAUCAAUAUACAGGUCUGAAGUAUGAUAUUUUCGUAUUGGAUGUUGUAUUUGUAAACUUCGUAAUCAGUUUCUUUAAUUGACAAUAAAACCAAUUUCAUAGGUAGA
Messenger RNA from Pecten maximus, 954 nucleotides. RefSeq lists its product as uncharacterized. The record is from RefSeq and is a predicted model, not a curated record. The transcript is spliced from 2 exons. NCBI's taxonomy places the organism in Eukaryota, Metazoa, Mollusca, Bivalvia, Pectinida, Pectinidae. The coding region runs from base 135 to 536 and encodes 133 amino acids.